Molecule: messenger RNA, 3951 nt
Organism: Stylonychia lemnae
Lineage: Eukaryota; Ciliophora; Spirotrichea; Sporadotrichida; Oxytrichidae
Source: the annotation of a GenBank genome assembly
AUGAAGGAUCAAUCUGAUAAUGGUAAAAGUUUAAGCUCCCCUAAAUAGGCAGAUACUAAAAAGCCUAGUGAAUAAAAUUCCCCUGAUGAUAAAGAAAAGACCUUGUUAAUGGAUUAAAUGACUGCUAUUGGAGGAAUCAAAAGCUCAAUGGCAACUUCAUAAAAUAAAAGCUAAAAUAAUCCGAAUACAACUAUAGAAAUGAACAAGCGAUUCCUAGAUGAAACACAGGAUGAAGAUGCAAAUAAUAAUGUGAAAGGCAAACAUAAUAGUAAUAAUAGUAACAUCAAUCGUAACAGUGACUUGGAUAAUACAAGGUAUUAGAGUAGAAACAACUAGAAUGAUGAUUACAUUGAGGAUCAUUCAAGAAAUAACAUUUUGCCUUAAGAUGAGUACGAUGAAGAUGAAGAUAUAGAUGAUAGUUUUGAUGGUGACAAUUAAAGCAUGUAUUCACAUGUGGCCAGCUAGCAUCCAUUGAGUGUUGAUGAAGAGCGAGUGAAUACUACUCAGAAGACUGAUGGAUCAGAGGAUGAGUAUAUCUCAAAGAAACUUCAAAUGACUAAGAAAGAAUUAGCACCAAUCAUAAUGUACAAAUUCGGAUUUCUUUUAUGCAUAACCAUUCCUCCACUGUUUCUUUAUUAAGAUUGCAGAACGUCUCCUUACUUUUUCUCUCAUGUUAUUUUCCUGAUCCUAUAAAUUUGCCUAUUUGGAGUCUCGACUUUUUAUCACAGAAGGAAAAAUGGCAAAAAUGGCUAAAAUAAUGAAGUGACUUCAAGUCUAAUGCGAUCUCAGGGUCGUUGCUGCCGAGAAAUUUUAUCACAUAUGAAAAUUAUUGAUACCUAUACUAAUCUAUGCUUCUUUUCACUUGUGCUUAAUCAAGCAGAUAAAAUUCCUGGACUGAUAUAUGGAGUUUCAGCAGCAGCUAUUGGAGUUACCAUUCUUUUCAAAAUUAUUUUGGUAAUGUACUUUCUGAUAUUUGUACUUGUAAAACUUGGGAAAGAGGAGAAACCAAAGAAUGAAAAUGAAAAUACCACAUUAAUGAAAAAAAAUGUUUCUCAAACAAUACUCAAUCAGAAAACUCUAACAAAGCUUUUAUUGUGGCUUGAUUAGGAUACAAUAGCAAAGCUUUAUGAUCCUGAUAACGAUUAAAGUGGUGAGUCCCAGCUCUUCAUAUACCAUAAAUAGAAAUACUCCUACUUCAAAUCUUUAUUCGAAGAUGCCCCUUUAGCUGCAAUGCAAGCAUUAUAUCUAUCUCAAGAGUCAUGCUCAGCUGGUCUGAACUCAAUAAUUAUAAUAAGCUUGUACUUCAAUUCAGUCUGCAUAUUAUACUCAGUCAGCAAUCUUUGCUCAUCUAAAAAUAAGGAAGGAGGUGGUUCAAAAAUUUACAAGAAAGAGCUGGAUAGACUCAGAGAUUACUAUGAUGGAAACUAAGCUAGAGUUAUAGCUGAAUUUUACAUUGAAGAUCAAAAUGAUAUUCAGGCUGUAAAAAUGAAAGCCCUAAAUGACUUUUUGAGCUAUCAUGAAUAUGAUGUAUAAUCCUUCAAUUUCUCAACCAACUAAAUGAGCGAAGAAACUAUCAACUACCUGCAAGAGAUUAUAGUUAAUUCAUCAGAAUCCCUGGAAGAUCUAACACUCUCUCGAUGCAAAUUAAAAUCUCUACAUCUUUCUUAUUUCUACUAUCCUAAAUGCCUCCUCAAGCUUAAUUUAUCUGAAAAUCGUAUUGGAGACUCUGGAGCAAAACUUAUAGCAAAUUAUAUCCUAGAAAAAAAUUAAGAAUCCUUAUUAGCUCUUAAUCUAGAGCACAAUAAUAUUAGUGAAUAAGGAGCGUUGGCCUUACUAAAAGCAAUUUAGUAAAGUUCAGUUGUUCAUGUAAAUUUGAGAAAGAAUAGAGGUGAUCCUGUAACUUAGUAAUAUAGUCUAGGACUGGCAUUUGAUUUCUUCAAGGUAUUACAAUUAAACUUCAUAAGGUACUUUGUUGCUAAGAAAUUAUAAGGAAAUGGCGCAAGACUUGAGGAGGGAUAUAUGGUAAAACUCUCAAUCAAUGAGGGAAUAGAUAGGGUUUUAUUGUCUUUAUUCAGAAUUGAUGUUGUAUAGACUUUAAGAAGUUUAGAUUUAAGCAUGAGAUUUUUUAGAUCGAUGAGAGCUAAUAUGCAAAAAGAGAAAGCUUAAAAUGGAAUAUAAAACCAGAACAAAAAUCUAUUAGUCAAAGGAUUAAAGUUUUAUGAUGAUGAGCAAAAACUUAUUCUUUUAGCAAUUCACUACAAUUCAAAUUUAUUGAAGAACCUUCCUGAAAAAGAAAAGCUAUCACUGAGUUCAAUUUAAAACUGGUAUUACCUUGGAAAUUCUGUAAACUCCAUUAAUCUCUCGUCUAACUGGCUGUCACAAAGAGCUCAAUAACUAAUUUUCUCCUCACUUUAAAAUAUGCUUAACUUGAAAGAACUCGUUUUUAACAAUAAUUAUAUCAAGAAUUCACCACUAUUUUUCAAGUCCAUCACUGAAUGCAAGAAUCUCGAGUCCGUUUACCUAAAAUCCUGCUCAUUUUACGGGGUAUUUGAGAUUGAAUUCAAAACCUGCUUUUUUCAGUUAGAGAACUUAAAAGAUUUACGCUUAAGUUACUCAAAUAUCACAGAUUAAACUAUUCUUAUGCUGUCUGAAUGCAUUUCUCAACUUAUAAGCAUUUAGAAGAUAAAUUUGAAGCAGUGCGGACUUACUCAUAUAUCACUAGACAGCAUAUUUGAAAGACUAAGCACAAAUUAAACCAUUUUGUCGAUGAAUCUUAGCUAAAAUGACCUAUAGGGUAUAUUGCAGUUGGGAAAGUUUAUCAAAAUGAAUAAAACUAUUGAAAAGUUGAAGUUGGCUAAGACAUAGCUAAGUGAUAAUGAGUUAAAGCAAGUAAGUUAUGGACUAAAGAUCAAUAAAUCUCUCAGAAUACUCGAUCUGUCUCAAAAUCAAAUCUAAAAUGUUGGCUAAAUAAAAGAUGGAUUAAGUUGUAAUAUUGCCUUAGAAAAACUAGACAUUUCAAAUAAUGUGAUUGACGAUGACGGUCUCAUAAAAUUAUCUGAGGCUUUUAUAAGUAAUGGUUGUUUGGACACUCUUUCAAUCUCAUUCAAUGAUUAUUAGAUGGCCGGAAUCAAGAAUUUCUUUCAAAUCUUUGAACAAAAUGACUCUCUUUAAAACAUUUCCUUUUCUAUUCCUUAGGUUUUAACUGAUGCAGAACUUAAUCAGUUAAGCAAUAUUAUUAUUUAAACUCUGAUUACUAUGAAGGGAACUUUUAAGAGACUUGAAAUCUUAGGAAAUGCUAAAAAAUUAAAGGAAUCUGAGUUUUUCUAUAAAUUUAUCAAAGAAGGAGCGUUUAACAUUGAAGAACUAAUCAUUGAUAGUAUUUUAAAGAGAAACUAGCUUUAGGAAAUAAUUAACGCUCUGAGAUUAAUUUUAGAAGGACCUUAAAACAAAGACGAACUAGACAAAUUUAACAAUCAUAAGCUAAAGAGAAUUACUUUUAUCAAGCCUUAAGAAUUUUCCGAGGAGAUUCAGAUGCUUGAGAAUCUACUAGAAGAAAAACAAAAUCUUUUCUUCUUGCCACAAUAACUCAAGCAAAGAUUCAACAGACUUUAGUAAUAGUAAUAGAUGUAGCAGCUUUAAAUUUAGGAGCAAAUUAAUAAUGCUAACAUGCAAAAACAAUUGAUAAAUAACUCAGGUUCAAAAUAGUAGAUCAAUGCUGAAAGACCUUUGCAAUCCUAGCAACCUUUAGCGCAGAGUCCUGGCAAUGAAUCAGGAGAUGAUGAUGAAGAUUAGUUGGACUCUCAAUUAGACUCAAGUCGACAUGACAAAGAUGAUAUUGAAGCUGGAAUAUAGAUGAACAUGCCUCUUGGAAUAGAUAACAACAUGGGAAAGCAAGUUUUCCAACAAAAGAGUAGAAUAAACAACAGUCACAAUAAUGACAAUAGAAUUUGA